AUGCCUGAACCUCUGAAUGGAAUGUACUCAUUAAAGGCAGAAGUAAGUGAUGGUAAAUACAGCAGUACAAGAGAGAUCAAGGUUCACAUACAAGAUAUCAAUGAUAAUGAUCCGUUCUUCAAUCAAACACAGUAUUAUGCUGAAAUCAGUGAAAAUGUACCUCAAUAUACAAGUAUAAUCCACAUGACUGCUUAUGAUAGAGAUGCUCUGGAUGAAGGGAAACUGAAAUACUCACUUGAAGGAGAUGAUAGUAUGUAUUUCAUCAUUCAGAACAAUAGCCAUUUUGGUGACUUAGAAGUAAACACCGACCUAAACAGAGAAAACCGAUCAUCAUACACAGUGACAGUUAUUGCCCAUGAUUCUGACGGACAUACAGGAAGCACAACUGUAAGCAUAACCAUUUUAGAUGUCAAUGAAUUCAAACCAAAAUUCAACAAAGACUCGUAUUUGUUUGAAACAUUAGAAGGCCCUACAAGUAAAGGUUAUGAGAUGAUGGUAUCUACAACAGACCCAGACUUGGGUAACAACGGAACAAAUAGUUUUACACUGAUAAAUAGUUAUGAUGGAUUGUUCAAUAUAACUACAUUACCAAAUAAUACGGGUGUUAUAACAGUAAUGAGGGAGCUUGAUAGAGAAUCUCAAAAUAGUCAGAAAGAAAAUGGAACUUCAGUUUAUAAGUUACAUGUAAAAGCAGAGGACCAUGGUAUCCCAGCAAAAUCUGAAGUCACAGUGGUGACACUACAUGUAGAAGAUAUAAAUGAUUGUAAACCACAGUUUACCCAGCCUCAUUACCAUGCUGAAGUGUUAGAGGGGUCACAUAAGGGGUUUUCUAUCCUGACUGUCACAGCCACUGACUGUGAUUACUUAGAACAGUACAACAACAUAACAUUUAGUUUAACAGGCACAGACUCAGAUUUAUUUGAGAUUAAUAAUAGUGGGGAGAUCCAUCUGAAUACCACUAUCAGUGUACAGUCACAUAAAGACAAGUUUAAUCUGACAAUUGUAGCCACAGAUUCACUAAACACUAAUCAGGUCCCUCUAACUGUGUUGAUAACAGAUGUAAAUGAUCACGACCCUGUGUUUACUCAUCCUAUUUACAACUUUUCCACACCUGAAACUAACGGCACUGGAGACAUUGUGGUUGGUUUAGUCAGUGCUACUGAUGAAGAUUUAGGACAGAAUGGCAUUGUUACAUACAGUAUCAUAUCUAUUGAUGUAAAACAUGUCUUCAAUAUUUCACAAGAUGGUAGAAUAACAGUAAUUGAAGAAUUAGACCGAGAUCAGUGUAUAAGUAAUAGGUACCCAUUUACUGUUAUAGCCAGAGAUAAUGGAUCAUCUAAAAGGACUGGUUACACAGAGGUCAUAGUAUAUGUUACAGACAUAAAUGACAACUCCCCAGUCUUUACAGAGAAUUGGUACAAUGGAACUGUACAAGAGAACUCACCUGAUGAUACAGAAGUUAAUAUUCUCCCACCAAUUAGUAGCACAGAUGCAGAUAGCGGUAAAAAUGGAACAAAAGGGAUUAGAUAUUCCUUAGAAGGAACAGGUCUUCAUUUUAGAAUUAAUGAGAUCACUGGAGCAGUCUUCACCAAUGGGUCAGGUCUGGAUAGGGAAAGUCAGCCUGAUUACACAAUACAGGUCAAAGCUGCUGACAGAUAUGGUACAGGAAAUAGUAACACUGUCAUGGUAACCAUUACAUUGCUUGACGUCAAUGAUGAACCACCACAGUUUACCAAAAACAAUUAUACCUUCUCUAUUAACGAGUCAGCUGUGGCAGGUCAUAAGGUCGGUGUUGUUAUGACAACAGACGAGGAUGUCAAUGGCAAUACAACUACACGAUACAGAAUCGGAUCAGGAUCAGAUGGAAAGUUUUAUGUGGAUAUAUUGUCAGGUGUGAUAUAUACUAGUGGUGGAUUAGACAGGGAAAAGAAGGCUAAAUAUGAAAUAAAUAUAGAAGCCUUUGAUGGACAACAGAAAACAAACAGUACUGUUACUGUAUAUAUUGAGGAUGCUAAUGACAAUUGCCCUGUCUUCAAACCUCAGAAAUUAGUUGUCAGGGUACCAGAAAAUACCCAAAAUGCAUCUGUAGUCUAUAAUCUGACUGCCACAGAUAUAGACCAGGGAGAAAAUGCUGCUGUUUCAUUCUAUUUGGAUAGUUCAGAUACUUCACCAUUUAUUAUAUCAGGUGACAAUCUGAUAUUAGAUGGAGCUCUAGAUAGAGAAAUAAAGGAUGAGUACAGUGUUAAGAUUUAUGCCAAAGACAAUGGAAUUCCAGCCUGUGUGGUCAGCUCAUAUUUAGAGGUUCAUGUAGAGGAUAUUAAUGACAAUAAGCCCAUAUUCUACAAUGCUGAUGGCAGUGAAAUAUCCCAAGCUGAUGCUACCAUUAUAGAAAAGUCCCCUGUGGGGUCCCCCAUUUUACUACCAAGUGUUAAAGAUAAUGAUGUAGGUAAAAAUGCAGAAGUUGAGUUCUCAUUAUCAGCAGAAAAAUUGGAAAUUUUGAAAUAUUUUCGGAUAAGUCCAAAAACUGGAGUGGUAACAAUCAAAGCACAGGUGGAUUUGAAUUCUCUGAACCGUUUACAUGUGUUGGACAAAAAUGCCACAAAAACAGCUGCUUUGGAAAUGUGGGUAGUAGCCACUGACAAAGGAAGGCCAAACAUGUCAACAGCAUUAAACUUGACAGUCAUAGUAGAAGGUAUUAACGACCAAGCACCUGUUUUCUUAAGGCCAGAAUAUGAUUACACAAUACCUGAAAAUGUGCCCAUAGGCUCAUUUGUUGGUAAAGUGGAGGCUAUUGUAGAAAAUGGGACAAAUCAUAAACUUCACUACUCAUUGAUAACUUACUCUGAGUCAAGCAUGUUCUUCAACGUAGCACCAAUAUCAGGCAAUAUAACAACUUUGGCUACUAUUGACAGAGAGAAGACACCUGCUUUUCAUUUUGCUGUUCAAGUUAAAGAUGGCAAAAUCCCAGAAAGGACAGCUUAUACAGUGGUUAGCAUGACAGUUAGUGAUGUAAAUGACAACCAUCCAGAGUUCAAACAAAGGUCAUAUGAAUAUAUAAUUGAAGAGAAUGUAUUAUCACCAGGGAUAUCUGUCAUGGCAACAGAUGCUGAUAGUGAUGCAAAUGGAAAAGUUACAUAUUCAUUGGUUAGAAAUCCAGGUCAUCAGUUCCUUCUGAACAAACAAACAGGAAUGCUGAGUGUGAAUGGGACUUUAGACAGGGAAGAAGAAACCUGUUACAUUUUAACUGUUCUCGCUGUAGACCAUGGAAACAGUUCUCUAACAAGUUCUGUGGAGGUUCUUGUAACUGUCACAGAUCAGAAUGACAACACUCCAAAGUUUACCUCUAACAACAGAACUUACUAUGUCAAAGAAAAUCAGUAUCCAGGACAGUUUGUAUCUGACAUAGAAGCUGAAGAUCCUGACCAUGGUGUGAAUGGCUCUGUCAUCUACAUGUUUUCUGGAAACACCUACCCACAGUUUGACAUAGAUCCAAUGAGUGGUAAAAUAACUACACUGGUUAGUCUGGACUAUGAAGUAAAGUCUGUCUACAACCUGACAGUGAUUGCCAUGGAUCUUGGUACACCUUCACUAAACUCAACCUUUGACCUCAUUAUAAUGGUACAAGACGUGUAUGACACAGCACCACAGUUUCCCCGAAGUUUAUAUGAGAGAACAAUCGAUGUAAAUACACCUAAAUCUACAGUCAUACUAAGUGUAACAGCUGGCCAGUACAAUAUAGUGUAUAAAAUAGACGAUGGAAACAUAGGAAAUCAUUUUGAUAUGGAUGCAGCAUCAGGGGUGAUAACUCUGUCAAGCAGAUUAGGUACAAGUGUACUUGAGUAUAGACUGAAUAUUUCUGCAACUGAUCAUAUCAAGACAAAAUAUACAGAGGUUUUGAUUCAUGUAACAACCAGUACCAUACAGGUACAAAAUAAUACCUACACAGCUACUAUACCAGAAAAUAUGAACAUUACCACACAACUGAUAGAUCUGAAUUAUACUGAUGGUAGUAAUACUGUAUUCUCCUACCAGAUUAUACAGAUAAUACCUGAUGUGAAGGACACAUUUAGAUUAAACAAGUCAACAGGAGAAUUAUACUGUAUAAAACAACUAGACAGGGAGGAUAUUAAUCAAUAUACCUUUUAUAUCAGGGCUGUUCCAUCAUCCAACAGAGUUAAAAGAUCCAUUAAUGAUUCACCAGGUGACAUAAAAGUGGUUGUUUAUGUACAAGAUGAGAAUGACAACUCACCAAGAUUCUCUGCUGGGCCAGUACUGACAUUGGGUGUGUCAGAUACAACAUCUGUAGGGGAUCUUGUGGCUACACUUAAGGCUGAAGAUGUAGAUAUAGAUGAUACCAUUCAGUAUCAGAUAACUGGUGGACAAGAUAAAGACAGCUUCAGUAUAGAGAAAUCUACAGGCAAAAUCUACAGUCGUAUCAAAGUAGAUACUGGCAAAACUUAUACUGUCAUAGUUACUGCUGGUGAUGGCAAGUUCUCUACAGAUAUCACAGUGAAGUUUUUGGUGAUUUCAAGUUCGGACAAAGUUGUAUUAACAAUUCCAAUUACACUGCCUGAGUUUGAAUCUAAGAGUACAACUAUUCUGAGAAAUAUAAGUCAUAUUGUGGGAUUUAAAGUUGAACUGGAAAAAAGUGGUGUACAUGUUGAUUCUAAAACUCAUCUUGAUUGGUCAAAGACAGACAUUUACUUCCAUGGUAUCAACGAGACAGGAGGAUUCAUACUGCCUCAGCAUACAUCAUUCAGAAUAAUUCAUGAGAAGAGUAAAGAGAUUGCUUCCUUAUUUAGCCCACCAGAAAUAAAAGUGAUAACAUAUCAUACCCCACUGGUGCCUCACAAGAUGUCAGAGGCAGAAAUAGCUUUGUUAACAAUAGGAGUUGUCAUAUUAGUUUCGAGCUUACUGGCUUUAAUAGCUGCUAAUUACACAUGGAAACAAUUUAAGAGAUCACACAAAACUGCAAAAGACAAACAUUGGGAACUGAACAGUAUCAAUUCCUCUCAUGCCAAUGGUUCAGUAGUUAUGAGACAGAAUGAUGAUGGAUAUAUCAACCCUGCCUUUACUGAAACAAGGUUUACAGAAAGGGAAGACCAACUGCCUGCUACUAAUGUAAUUGAAAGUGAGACUAUUCGGAGGAAGAGAGAGUAUGAAUCACAAGAAGUUGUCUUAGAUCUGCCACUGGAACCAAUAGAUGCAGGUCUACAACCUCCUGCCGUUGAUGGAGCUAGGGAAAUGAGUCUAAAUGGAUAUGACAGUGGGUUAGAGAAUGAAAUAGAUUCUACCUCUUCAGCCAGUGGUAAUGCAGAGGAUGCUCAACAGGAUAAGGAGAUUAGGAUUGAGACUGUGGUUGAAGGACCAGACAAACAAGAUCCCGAUAUUUCAGAAGAAGCUGGUCCAUCUCAAGGUCAGAAUGUGUUUACGUUUGAUAUGGAAACGGGAGACACUGAUGAUGAUAUUGAUGAUGAUGAAGUUGAAGACAGCGGAGUUAAAAGACGAAAAAGUUCUAAAAAGAAAUUUAGUAGAGAUUUGAAGGUCUUUCCUUCUAAGAUUGAAACAAGUGAUACUGAUACAGAUGACAAUCCAGAUCAAAGUAGUUCUCAGAAACAUUUAAGUAGAAAAACUGAUAGUGAACCGGAAGGAAAUCAAGAUCAGGAGUCAGGGGAGAUAAUUCUCACAAAAGAAGAUUCAAAUUCAGAUUUAAUACAAAAUGUAAAUCCUGAAACACUACUUGACCAGACUGAACAAAUAAACAAAGCAGAAAAUGAGGAGGAGGAGGAUAUUGAAAUAACCUCAUUCUGAUUGUUUCAUAUGAUUAUAUGAGUAACCUGAAGAUAACCUUUAAUUGUCUUGGGCAUGUUUUGUAAUCAUUGUUUCUCAUUAUUGUUUAUAUGAAAUAAUUUACUGCUGGUUUAUGCUUCAAAAACAGUCAAUUGAAAAAUAUAAAUUAUAAUUGAAAAGUCAUUUCUCAAUGAUUGAAUUGUGAAAAGUGUCUGUUGUUUUAGAUAAAUAUAGUACUGGUAUUUUGGAUAUAUAGACAAAAGUCCAAAAGUGAAAUAACUACAUGCAACUGCAAAAGGAAUUAAUUUACACCAAUGAAAAUAAAUUCGAUUCUAUCGACCUUUUUAUACAAAUAAUGUAAGAACUCCGUGUACAUUAUAAUAUGGAAAUGAAACGUCUCACAAUCACUUUAUUUGAUGUGAACUUUUGUACAAUAUGAGCAUUUUUUGGGUUACACUUGAUAAUAACUUAGUUUGUAGGAAAGGGGGAAGACAUGUCUUUGUGUUAAAACAAAAAAUAUCAAAUUUUUUAUUGCUUUCUUAUUAUUCAACUUUUAUACAUCAUCUUGAAUAUAGAUAUAAUAAUAUGAUCAUAAAUGUAUGAUAUUUGAUUUAAGACUUUUGUUUAUUGAUAUUGUGAAUUUUAUAAGUAAAAAUGAAUAUAAGUCAUAAGUUUUCCUACUUUGUAACUGCAAAACAUAAAAUGACAAAUAAAGGUUUCAUAUAGAAAUAAGGAGAUGUGAUAUGAUUGCCAUGCAUAAUUUUUCAUGAAGGUAUUUUUUUUAAAUUCAGAAUCAAGUUGCUAAGAUGGACAGUUCAGCUUUUAUUUUUCCAGUCAACUAUAUAGCAAAAUUUACAAAUAGACAUUAACUUAGUUCUAAUUGAUCUGUUAAAUAUUUUUUAGGAAUCAAUCCUUGUAACAGAUUUAUUCUGUGGGAGUUAUCCCUUGUUAUAGAUCUAUUCCUUGUAACAGAUUUAUUUUUUGGGAGUUAUCCCUUGUUAUAGAUAUAUUCCUUGUGAGAGAUUUAUCCUUUGUUAUAGAUCUAUUCCUUGUAAGAGAUUUGUCCUUUUGGGAGUUAUCCCUUGUUAAAGAUCCAUUCCUUAGGAAUUUACACUUGUUACAGUUCUGUUGUUAAAGACUUUACUUUUUUUAUUGUCACACCUAAUUUGAGUAUGCUUGCAUCUAUAUGCUAUAACCUUACUGUAACACUGUUUUUGAGAUUGUUGAAAGUAAGCAAGUUUUGAAAAUUUUAUAUUUACUGUCAUUCCAGAGAUGUGAGACUUUAACCUCCACUAUUUUAUUCUUGAAACAGGUUCAAUAUGCAUAUAUCAUGUGUUCCUUGUGCCCUGGUACAACUGUUUAUUUUGCCUGCUAAAAUACCCAUGGGAAGAAUUUGUAUCUGGCAUUGAAUUCAAAGUAAGUCAACAUAAUUAUAUUCAAAUAUGGUCAACUUAUAUGUGUGAGUGAUGAUAGACUCUUGUAUGCCAACAUGUGUUUAUGCUUGCUCAGUAUAUGUCAGAGUGCAAUAUUUGAUUUCAACCUGAGUGCCUUGAUUAACAAUUAGAUAUCUAAUAUCUAUAGUCUAUUUUUUGAUAAUAUAUAUGAUAUGUUGAUAUACAACUUGUUUGUAAUUUUUAUAAAUUGAUGAAUUAGAAAAUAUACAUUUUUUACAUUUAA
Messenger RNA from Mytilus californianus (California mussel), 7467 nucleotides. RefSeq names its product protocadherin Fat 4-like. Gene Ontology annotation, cellular component: plasma membrane; catenin complex. Lineage: Eukaryota; Metazoa; Mollusca; Bivalvia; Mytilida; Mytilidae. Gene Ontology annotation, biological process: homophilic cell-cell adhesion. The record is from RefSeq and is a predicted model, not a curated record. Gene Ontology annotation, molecular function: cadherin binding; calcium ion binding. The transcript is spliced from 34 exons. The coding region runs from base 1 to 5811 and encodes 1936 amino acids.